Molecule: messenger RNA, 1155 nt
Organism: Pieris macdunnoughi
Lineage: Eukaryota; Metazoa; Arthropoda; Insecta; Lepidoptera; Pieridae
Source: the annotation of a GenBank genome assembly
AUGGAAAGAGAAGAUGGACCCAUUGGAGUGAAUCUACGAUCCCAAGAGGAUGAAAAACUCCGGCUAUCACUAUGCGUGGGGUGUGGCGGUCAGAUCCACGACCAGUACAUCCUGAGGGUGGCUCCGGACUUGGAGUGGCACGCCGCCUGCCUCAAGUGUCAGGAGUGUAGACAGUUCCUGGACGAGUCCUGUACCUGCUUUGUCAGGGACGGGAAGACGUAUUGCAAACGAGACUACACUAGGUUAUUUGGUACAAAAUGCGACAAAUGCGGCGCUUCCUUUAGUAAAAACGACUUUGUAAUGCGAGCGAAAACGAAAAUCUACCACAUCGACUGCUUUAGAUGCUGCGCCUGCGCUAGACAAUUAAUACCUGGUGACGAGUUCGCGUUGAGAGAAGGAGGCGCCCUGUAUUGUAGAGAAGACCAUGAUGUUUUAGAAAAGAGUGCAAACACAAGCGGCAGCAGUAACAGCAACGCAGAAAGCAACAACAACACCACACUCAGUAACAACAACUCACACCUUCCGCCCGAGCUGGGCUCUAUGAGCGAUUCAGGCAGCGAGUCAGGAUCGCACAAGAGCGGCAGAGCGCGUGCGGGUGGCGCGGCCGACGGGAAGCCCACGCGGGUUAGAACGGUUCUCAAUGAAAAGCAACUACACACACUUCGAACAUGCUACGCAGCCAACCCUAGACCUGACGCACUGAUGAAGGAGCAGCUGGUGGAGAUGACAGGACUCAGUCCGAGGGUGAUCAGGGUGUGGUUCCAGAACAAGAGGUGUAAGGACAAGAAGAAGACCAUCCAGCUCAAGAUGCAGAUGCAACAGGAGAAGCAGGAAGGUCGUCGCCUGGGCUACAUGUCCAUGGGCGUGCCUCUGGUGGCCGGGUCCCCCGUCCGGCACGAGCCGGGCGCCGCUGCGGCCGGAGCCUUGGCGCUCGAGGUGACGGCCUACCAGCCCCCUUGGAAGGCCCUCUCGGACUUCGCCCUUCACGCUGACUUGGACAGGGCUCCUCAUCACAGCGCCGCUUUCCAGCAUCUCGUCAAUCAGAUGCACGGCUACGACAUGCCCUCCCUCCCCCCACCGCGGCCCCCGCACUCUACCGAAGAUAACUACGUCACGUACCUCGAGAGCGACGACAGUUUGCCCCCCUCCCCCUAG